Messenger RNA from Cladophialophora yegresii CBS 114405, 669 nucleotides. RefSeq lists its product as uncharacterized. Lineage: Eukaryota; Fungi; Ascomycota; Eurotiomycetes; Chaetothyriales; Herpotrichiellaceae. Bases 1 to 669 code for a protein of 222 amino acids. The transcript has 2 exons. The record is from RefSeq and is a predicted model, not a curated record.
AUGUUCAUCAUCUACAAUGAUUUGGAUGAUUUGCGCGAUGCGCGCAAGCGAUCGCAGAUCAACGCAUUUGUCAACCGGAGCCGCAGAGCGAACAAGGUCAAGACCACGCAACAGCAAGCACGAGCAGUUCAAUGGCAAUCACGACUGCCGGUGAAGAUUGAGUCGGAAUUGUCAACGCCUGGAACGGAUCUCGUCGACAUUCGACAACCCCGGAUUUCCAAGGAGGUCAUCCUCGCCUUGCUGAAAAGACGACGGCUACCAAGACUUGCGCUUCAACAUGGCCCUGGAGGGUUUCGCACCGAUCCGUUCGCAUCUCUUCCUAUUCCCCAGACGGAGCAAGUCGAAUGGGCCUUCGACUUCUUCACUCAGAGCUUUUCGGCGAUGAAUGCGUCGCUCUAUACAGAUGACGCCGGCAAUUGGCUGCUGAAGACUCUUUUUCCAAUGGCCCUGCAAUCUGACAUGCUUUUCGAAGCACUGAUCCUCUCCAUGGCCAGAUAUUCUCAUCCGGCCAGUAAAGACGCUCUCAUACCUGGCGGCGCUCACUUUGCCCACCUGCGGUCAAGUGUCUUGAGCAAGCUUCACCGGACGCUUUCGAUGGACACGAAAAUUUCCACCUCGGAUACCACCAUUCAUACAGUCAUCUGUCUGAUAGCUACCGACGUUGGUUGA